Messenger RNA from Staurois parvus, 714 nucleotides. The record is from the annotation of a GenBank genome assembly. NCBI's taxonomy places the organism in Eukaryota, Metazoa, Chordata, Amphibia, Anura, Ranidae.
AUGUCGGGAUUUCAGUUUAAUCUCACCGCGCUGAAGGAGCCCCUGGGGUUCAUCAAAGUGCUGGAGUGGUUUUUCUCAAUCUUCUCUUUUGCAACAUGUGGGGGUUACAAGGGAGAAACAAGCCUAUUUGUGACAUGUACAAAUAAGUCAUUAACGGAUAACCAAACGAUGACGGCUCAGUUUGGGUACCCAUUUAGGCUGCAUACUGUUUUAUUUAAAGGAUUUGAUCAGAUCUGUAAGGAGAUAUGGAAACCGUUCUACCUCUCCGGGGAUUAUUCUUCUCCAGCAGAGUUUUAUGUUACCAUUGCUGUAUUGGCUUUCCUUUACUCUAUGGCUGCCCUUGUAUUGUAUCUUGGGUACAGGCAUCUUUAUCAAGACUCUACAAAAGUGCCACUAAUUGAUUUUAUAAUCACAGUCAUUUUUGCCUUUAUGUGGCUUGUGAGUUCCUCUGCAUGGGCUAAAGGAUUGACUGAUGUUAAAUCUGUGACCAACACGGAAAAUAUUGCUAAAUAUUUAUGCAAUCAGACCAGUUAUUAUGUUUGCCAUAGUGAAAUGGAACCACAUAUGGGAUCGCUAAACAUUUCCGUGGCUUUUGGGUUCCUGAACUUGAUUUUGUGGGCAGGCAAUGCAUGGUUUGUCUACAAGGAAACCAAUCUGCACGGUCCACCACCAGCUUCAAACCCUGAACAAGGCCCACCACCUUCAUCAAAGUAA